AUGUUGUCAUACCUAACGAAUAGCCAUCAGGCCCGUGUGGUGAAACUAGGAUAUUCCCAGGAUGUGGAUCUCCAUGCAGGAAACCAUGGACAAAUAUCAUCUCAGCAAACACAUCAAUCAGUGUUUUUGCAACCUAUCAUGAAGAGAAAAGACAUGUCACUCGUUUCAUGCAGUGAAGUGAAGUCUCCUAUACAGAGAGGUGCAUUGACUGUGAUUAAGCAACUGAGCGACUCACUAACACCCACUGAAACCUGUACUCUGGAAAAAGCUGAGAAAAGAAAGGCAAUCGAUUUUUUAGAAUCUGAAUCACAAAGGGAGAAACCCCUAAACAUCUUGACUCAUUUGAACACAGAUACAGACGAGAUACGUGCUAGCAAAAGUCAUCCUUUAGGACUCCAAACUGAGAAAGACUGGCUAACUACAAGAAAAACAGGUGAUAGCGGGAAAAGGAAAAAGCAGGAUAAAUCAACAGCUCAAGCAAUCUUGAUAACAAAUAAUCACUCAAAACAUAUGUGCAAGCCUACCUACUUAGAGCGUCUAUGGGAACUUGGUCCAAUGACUUGCCCACCACAGCACAUAUUCCGAAACCAAACAAUCGAACAGUUUUUGAAGUCUAAAUCACACAUGAAUCAUAUGAAAACACUGAAACAGUCAGAAAAUCACCAGACAAAAGAAAAAUCCCCAACUGCCAAACCUCAGACAAUGCGGCCCCGUACUCCUCGGAGCCGGCUGGGAGAGUGUGUGUAUGCGUGGUAUGUGUGCAUACUCACGGAGAACACGGCGCGGGAGGAUCGGACAACGCCAUUUAGGAAGCUGGAGGGUAGAUCGAGCGUCUCGGCGGAGUUGGAGGGAUCGGAAGCGAGGACGGCGAGGCCAGUGGCGGUGAGCAAAUAG
Striga asiatica is the source of this 894-nucleotide messenger RNA. The record is from the annotation of a GenBank genome assembly. NCBI's taxonomy places the organism in Eukaryota, Viridiplantae, Streptophyta, Magnoliopsida, Lamiales, Orobanchaceae.